UUCAUGUCCCGUCAAAGGCUCCAUCCGUUCWUCCUGUCAUCCAUUAACUGGUCAAUGUGAGUGUAGACCAAACGUCAUUGGUAAACAAUGUGAUCAGUGUAUACAGAACUACUUCAACGUCACCAGUGGAAGUGGCUGCUACCCUUGUAACUGUAACUCAGUUUUUUCUACGAGUUUGCAGUGCAAUGAUAACGGUGCCUGCCCUUGUAAGGCUGGUGUUGGUGGUACCAAGUGUGAUAUAGGUCAGUAACAACGAACACUUUAUUUUCUCWGGGUUGACAUUAUGAUCAGUUGUGUGUCAAAUAUACAUGUGUCAUGUAAUGCGUGACACGGGUGAAAAAAGCACCUUGCAUAUGCAUGCAUGCUCGGAAGUUUGGCGGGAAAUUCGUAGACGCGUUUUGGAUUUGGAAAUUUACCAGCAUUCAUUCUGUGUAACAGAAUCCGUCCGCCGUUAAGGGAGUUCGGCCUUUUCCGAUUGUUAUUUUAUUGUUGUUUUUUUUCUUAUUAUUAUUUCUAUCAUCGAGGAAAUUAUAUUUUUCGAUUUACCGGGUUUUUUUGUGUGAGCAGUUGGACCCGGAAAUACGCGGCGUCACAACUGAAAUUUGUAAUUGAUUCGUUCGUGUGUAAUACAUUAAUUGCGCCAAGUUAAAAUUCGAGCCUUCCACCCAGACACCGAUUCGACUAUCUUCAGGUUCUCUGCGAUCCGUUGUCAGGAAGACUUCACCGGCUUCUCCUGUUUUCCUCCCUCCGCAAAAAAAAAAAAAAAAAAAGCAACAACAUUUGAGUUGAGCAUUGUGUGCUUAUGGAAUGUUAAAUGUUCGCCUCGUAACGCAUAUUAUUGUUAUUAUAGGAUAGUACGCACGCGCGGAUUGGUCGAAAACUGUGUAUUAAUUAACGGAGCACAGUGAUGGCGCGCCAUCCUCGCGCUCAAAGUGCUGCUAGAUCCUGCGACCGUUUUUCGUUUUUCGUAAAUAAGUUACAUCAAGAGAAUAUGAAGUAAUAUAAUACUUGAUAUUUUCUUGGUUACGUGUAAAUACCGAAAUAGAACUAGUGACUAUAUGAUAAAACCAAUAAAACAGCUUUUUUUCGUGCUCCGUUCACUAAUAAGAGCACUAUGAAGAAAAAGCUGGGKUUUUUUUUUUUGUUAAAUCGGCACUAUAGACACGUAAAACUUUCUUGGCGAGAUCUAUAGAAAGUUUCACGAAAUGAAUGGAUGAAUGAAUGGAUGGAUGGAUGAAUGAGUAAAUGAGUGAACGAAUGAUUGAUUCUGAUGCAUCCAUCCAUCCAUUACAUGACUGCUUUCUUCUCCUGUAUGUGCACCUGUGACGUGUGCAUGAGGCACAAGUUUCGCCCAAAGAGUAAAAGCUUGUCAAACCGUUGGAUACAGGUUUGCAUCAGCAAUGAUAAUUACAUCAUCCCAAACUUAUAUUGAAAUGAUUGUAUACAUAUAACUGUAUAUCUUUUCAUUUUAUGUUUGUUUACUCGACAGAGAAGGUGAUGUAGUCCUUGCGUCGAAGACUGUGCACUGUAUACACAUUCUAUAUUUUGCUUGAUUGCUUUUUGCUUUUUGCUGCUCUUUUUCAUUCUAUAUUUAUUUGUAGAUUUAGGUGUAUUGCACCGUAAAAAGACACCAAGAUGACUCGUUCAGUCCUCUCCUAAACGCAUCGUCGGCUCAAAAUAAACCGUUAACAGAACCGUGCAACUGUGGCCAGAAAAGACUAGACGGGAUUUGUAUUGUUUCAUGUUCUCGCUUUCUUUCUUUACGUGCAAAUACCAGUUUCAAUUGUUUAUACUUUUAUCGUUUUAUAUCUUUAGAAAAUGGAUGUCUUCUUCGCUAUGGAAUUUACGGAAGCGCUGGACGGAGCAUUCAAGCCUUCAGAGACAGAUCUCUGACUAUUUUACUUGCCGGCGUGUAUUGAAUGUAUUCACUAUGUAUAUAUUUAUUGUUGGAUUUAAUUUAAUUUAAAUGUGAUGGAAAAAAAGAAGAAAAAAAUGAAAGUAAUUUUUUAUAAACUGACAUAUGAUACAUGUUAUUAAUAAAUGUUCAAACAAAGAAUGACAUAUCAAUCUUUUCCAACAAUUAUUUCCUCAUCACUUCCAGUUAUGGUAGUGGUUGAUCUCGAAUCCACUCCAAAUCCACAAGCAAUGACUCCAUAAGAAAUAUGAGAAAAUAAAUUCUUUAUCAAUCACCAAUUCCUAAACCACUCCAAACCCCGCUCUAGUGUCUUUACAAAAUGAUAGCGCUUCUUGCUUUUGUUUAAGAAAAGUCUUUUGGUGUGAAAAAAUAGUCGCAAAUUUUGCUGUUUUUAGCUUGUGACGAAGCCGUUUUGGUCACCUGCGCUGCAUGAAGAGCCGGUCCAGUGACAGCGGUAUACUUAUCAGUCAACACAAAACAUGGCGGCUGGAGUUAGUAUUCUUCAAUAUGCGUUACUUUUUAUAGCAAUUUUCUUUAUUUUACAGCCGUGCCAGGCUCGCUUAUACUCCGUACACGACGAUAUAAUCCUCUUAGAUAAUAGUACAAUUCAUAGUGUCAUUUAUGAUAGCCCUGUAGCGUGGAUAGUUGAGUUUUAUUCGAGUUGGUGCGGCCAUUGCCAAGCUUUUGCUCCGACAUGGAAAAAACUCGCACAAGUAGCCCGAGAUUGGCAAUCUGUAAUACAAGUAGCAGCCUUGGAUUGUGCCGAGGAGAGAAACAUGCAAACAUGUCGUGACUUUCAUAUAGAUGAAUAUCCUACUAUUAAGUUUUUCAAUGCAUCAGAAAAGGAUAGGAAAAAUUUAGGAAAAAAUUUCAAAGAAUAUACUAAAGAAGACAAAACAUUCCUCAACCUUCUACACACAAUGGUGAAUGUGGUAGAGUCACAGACGCAAUUAGCACAUCCAGCGCCAAACUUUGCACCAUGCACGGAUGAAUAUGUACGUGAAUUUGAAGCUGGCAGAUCAAAGUAUCAAACAUUAGUACUUAUCUUUGAAGAGCCAUAUUCAUAUAUUGGUAAAGAGAUUGCGCUGGAUAUGAUGAAGUUUCCAGAAGUAGAUGUGAGAAGAUUCAUAAAUAAAAAGUCCCCAUUACUAGAAAAAUACAGAGUUAACAUGAAAAGAUUACCACUUCUCAUUAAAUUUGAAAGAGAUGGACGCUUUCGGGAACUUUCAAGGAUGAAAAGAAACCAUGCAGAAUUUAAGAAAGCACUACACAGUUAUGACUUCAAGGUCAAGAGCUUCCCUCCCAUUGAAGCUGUGGAAAAGGCAAUGGAUCACUUCUCUGAUUUGCACCAUCAAAGAUUAGGAAAUGAAAAACAUACUGGAAGCAGCUCUGAGGUGUACAUGCUAGACAUGGUCAGCAGCCUGUCGUUCAUGAUCUGGAAUGAAGUGCCUAACAAACCUAUUAUCAAAAACAAAGCUUACUUGGCACUGAAGAACUUCGCAGGUCUAGUAGCAGAGUGUUUUCCAGGCAAAUCAAGCGUACGCAUGUUCUUCAGUAAGCUUCACACACGUCUCUCAGCCAGAUUGUUUGGCAACAAAAUGACUUCAGAUUACUUCUUGGGCCUUGUCAACAGAAUACAACAGCCCGGCCAUGCCUACCUGACCAAAAAGCACCGAUGGCAUGCCUGCCAAGGUAGUAAGGCCCAAUACCGUGGCUACCCUUGCUCAUUGUGGACCCUCUUCCACACACUGACUGUCAACUGCGGCUCUAAGAGGAAAGCCAAUGGCGAAGAGGACGAUGGACUUAAAACGCUUAGUUACAUCCGAGACUACAUCAAGAACUUCUUUGGUUGUACCUCAUGUGUAAAACAUUUCACUGACAUGGCAAAGAAUAUUGAAAAUGAGGUUACUACCCAUGACGAUGCAAUACUAUGGUUAUGGGAAGGGCAUAACAAGGCUAAUAAACGUCUCCAUAAUAAACCCAGCGAAGACCCUGCUCACCCCAAGAUCCAGUUUCCAUCGCCAGAGAUGUGCAAGGACUGCCAUAAAAAAGAUGGCUCAUGGAAUCGCAAAGUCGUCCUUCAAUUCCUCAAGAAUCACUACGGUGUGGACAACAUUAGAAUCAAACCUCCUGCCAAUGUUCCCGCUGAAUUGGAGGACGUAGAUCAAGAAUUUGCYGACUACUUUACACAUGAAACAAACGACAACCCUGAUCAAAAUGACGACAGCCCCCAAGCCGCAUAUCGCAAAUCAGAUCCAUUUAUGGAAACAAUAUGAUUCCCUGGCCAUGACAACUAACCAGCGCUACUUAUUUGUUACAAAACACUGUGACAACAUGACAGACCUGCGCUAUUUAUCCAUUAUGGUAUCACUAUGACAACACAAAGACGAUAUAACAGCAGUACUAUCACUAUGACAACAGACCUGCGCUAUUUAUCUUUGUGGGAUCACUACAGCAACGCAAUAAAAUAUUAGUGCCAMUAUCACCAUGACAACAUGUUAGGCUGGUGCUACCUUAAUUAUCUUUACAUGGAAUUACCAUAGCAAUGCUAUCUCCAUGACAACRUAUUCUAACAAAAUGACUUGGGAUUCCAGUUUAUUGCCAUAGCAAUGCUCAGYUGAUAAAUGCAACAUGAGACGCCAAUGAUAUGUGUACAUAUGCAUGCAAUUAAUGUCAAUAUUGACACGUCAAUACAA
Actinia tenebrosa (Australian red waratah sea anemone) is the source of this 4611-nucleotide messenger RNA. RefSeq names its product sulfhydryl oxidase 1. Gene Ontology annotation, cellular component: Golgi membrane. Lineage: Eukaryota; Metazoa; Cnidaria; Anthozoa; Actiniaria; Actiniidae. The record is from RefSeq and is a predicted model, not a curated record. Gene Ontology annotation, biological process: protein folding. Gene Ontology annotation, molecular function: flavin-dependent sulfhydryl oxidase activity; protein disulfide isomerase activity.